AUGGCUAUUUUAAUAGCUUUCUCAGUCAAUGAAAAACUACGCAUGUUAUACACAGCAAAUUUUCUUUGUGCAUCACGUUAUUUCUUUAACAUUGAUGAUGCUGCUAGUCCUUGCCUUUUAGCUGCUGAUGAAGCAAACAAUGCUCCACAACCACCAGAAGGAGAGGAACCUUACAUAAAGAAACUUGUCCUCAAGGGAAAGAAAUAUGACCUCUAUGUUCACAGUUACUUGAAUUAUGGUAGAGAGGCAUUUCGUGCUGAGGUUUUGAAGGUCACUGAUGGUUCUGCUAACCCUUGUAUUUUAUAUGGCUUUGAUGGGACCUACACAUAUUCUGGAGAAGACUAUAAGGCCUUUGCUCCCAUUUCUGGGUCUAACUACCAUGAAUGCAGAAAGAUAGUUCUUCAAGCUCUCAAAGUGAACCAGUUUUGCCCCCACCGAAAUUGUAGUUUUGGAGGGAUAUGGGAUGGUGGAAAGGGAAGUGGACAAAACAUUCUUUUCGGCACUUCAUCUUUCUAUUAUCUGCCUUCGGAGAUUGGUAUUUUUAAUCCAAAUAAACCCAACUCCAAGAUUCAUUAUUUGGAUUUGAAGACUGAAGCAAAGAUAGCUUGUGAAACAACAUUUGAGGAUGCCAAAUACACUUAUCCACUUCUUGCAGCUGAUAGAAUUCCAUAUGUAUGCUUGGACCUUACAUACCAAUAUGCAUUGUUUACUGAUGGAUUUGGCUUAGAUCCAUUGCAAGAGAUCACAGUGGCAAAUAAAAUUGAAUAUCAGGAUGCACUUGUGGACGCAGCGUGGCCUUUAGGCACUGCCAUAGAAGCCAUAUCUUCAUUGCCUAAAUUUGAUCCAUUCAUGUAUUUUAUUUAAGCUUCUGCUAGCAUAUUUCAGUGUUAAAGGGCACUAUCAAAACCUACUGAAUAAAAUAUUAAAACAAAUAUUAAAACUUAAGUCAUUUCUUCACAGAAAGAAAUUGUUAGGUUUCUGGGUAGGAAACCCGCCCAGACAAACACUCACACACUCUGUAAUCACACACAAAUAACAAAAGAGUGGGAUUCUUUGUAUUCAACUGGGAAAAAUACACUAUACAGACACUCAACUGGUAGCCUAACCUUUCCCACAGGAUCAAAUGCUCCUGUCAAAGUCUAUAAUUGUCAAAAAUGUAUUUAAAACAAUACAAGAAUUCUAUUUACACAUUCCCAUUUCCCGUCUUUCUUAACUGUCAAGGCUUCUUCUCUCAUAUACUCUCCAUUUCCUAACAUUACUUCCCGCCUCAUCUUCAACCUUGUCUUCAAAGUUAAAUUCUGGAUAUUGGUCCUGUAUUGUUAUUCUGUCUUCCCACGUUGCCCCUUCUCUUCCUCUUUCUUGUCAUUCUACCAGUAUUUGUUGGACCAGCUCUUCUCCUUGUUGCACUUGUCUUCUCUCCAAAAUUCUCACUGGCCAGAAAGUGGGUCCUUCUACUUGUAGUUCUAGUGCUAGUUCCUUUUCUACAUGUUUCACCCCACUGCCUUUUUGAGCUAGGAUACAUGGAACACAAGGUGUAUCCUACCUGUUUCUGGUAACUAAAGCUUAUAGGUCACUUCCCCCACUUGCUGCACAACUUGAAAAGGUCCAAAAUAAUGAGUUGAUAAUUUCGAGUGCAAUCUGAAUGGCAUAGAAAAUUGCUCAUGAGGCCUUAUCUUUAGGUAGACCUAAUCCCCCACCUUGACAUUCGCUAGCUUCCUCCUUUUGUUUGAAUGCUUUGUCAUCAAAUUCUGGGCUCUAUUCGAAUGAAACUUUGAGGGCUUCAUCCCUUGUUUACAAUUCUUGGGUAACUGCUUUAACAAGAGUUUCUCCCGGUAUGAAUCCGCUUAGAGAAGGGGAGCCCUGCCAUAUAUUGUCUCAAAGGGAAUGCAUUUGGUCGUGUCUUGAUAGUUGGUAUUAUACCAAUACUCAGCCCAUGGUAACAUCAUACUCCAACUCUUUGGUUGCUCAUAACAGAAACACCUUAAGUAAUCCAACACAAUCCGGUUUAGCACUUCAGUUUGACUGUCUGACUCGGGAUGAUAAGUGGUACUCAUCUUCAGUUGAGUCACCUGAAUUUUAAACAGUUCUCUCCAGAAGGUACUAAAAAACAAAGGGUCAUAGUCACUGAUAAUGGAAACUGAAACCCUAUGCAAGCGAACUAUCUCCUUAACAAAAACCUCUACCACCGUCCGAGCUAAAUAAAGGUGUUUAAGUGGUAGAAAGUGCCCAUAUUUGCUUAGGCAGUCGACCACUACCAAUAUUGCAUCAUAACCCUGGGAAUUUGGCAGUUUCACAAUGAAUUUCAUACUCAUUUCUUCCCAAACAGCCUGCGGCAUGGGCAACGAUUGUAAUAGCCUCUGGGGAGACACUGCCAGGUAUUGUUACCAAUGAUGAGCAUUGGUAAAACUUGAAGAUAAUGAUUUUGAUGAUGCUACAAGAAGAUUAACUUGAAGAAGAUAUUAGAAUUUAUUUCAAAAGCACUUUAUAGAGUAUAAGAGUAUUAGGAAUGUCUUUAAAUAUGUAAAACUUGUGCUUUUGGUACUGUCACGUACCAAUAAUCGAUUAUCCUGAGUUUUUCUGAAAAACCAUUUUGCUCUGGAAUAAUCAAUUAUCACUCCAAAUAAUCGAUUAUCACAAAUCUGUUUUGAAAACUGCCCAAGUUAUUUUGAAAAACCUGUAACGGCUUGAAUAAUCGAUUAUCACUUACAAUAAUCGAUUAUUACUGGCAGUUGUAAAGUGACCUUUCGUAUUCGGGCUAUCUGCCUAUAAAUAGAUGGUCUGAGAACUUCAGAAAUAACUUUUGAACUUAGAGCUUUUGCAAAAUACAGUUUGUAUGAGGAAGUUCUCAAAAGCUAGUUCAAGUCCCUUGCCUAGUUUCUUAUAAGGACAUAUUUUACCAUGAUUUCAGUAAUGAAUUAAGAGAAAAUAUCAACUUUUCCUUUAUCCUUUACCUUGUAAAUCCUAGUUUUCUCUUAGUUUGUUAAGUGGUUGCACUUUAAACUUUAACGGAAUAUUUUGAUCAUUAAUCCCUACUUUUAUAUGCUUAAAGUAGUUGGAAGAAGUCUGUGCAUCAAAUGAAGGCACUGGAACCCAAAGAAAGUAAGAAAAAAUAGCCAAAAAGGUGAAUUAUGGGAUGUUGUCGCUGAGCUGCCGCUUGAGCGAUGACGACGCUGAUGCAACCAAAUUGUGGCGCCUAGGCGCCCUUUGCCUCGCAUUUUUAGCCUGAAGCUAGCACCCAGGCACCCCUGAAGGGGGCUGAGCGUCCUUUGCUUCGCUGUUUAUGCUUAAUCUUGGUGCCCGGGCGUCCAAGGAAAGGGGGCUAAGCGCGACUUUUUGCUGACAUGGCACCCUAGACCUAUUUAAGGCUCACAUGCAACGAGGGUGUCAUCUUCUUGGCGGUUGAAGAUCGAAAACACCCCUUUGGACCUGUGGGAGCUGACUUUGGGCAGUGGGAACUCUCAUUUCUCCUUCCUUGGGUCUUCAUCUCUUCCAUUUUCUUCCAUUGUAAGCUCAAGCUCUCCAUGACUAUGGAGAGCUAAGUUCUUUUUGUUGGGGACUGAUGUAAACUAUGAAACUCUUUUGUAAAUGAACUUGUUUUAAAUGAAUAUAAGCUUCUUUCAUUA
Messenger RNA from Vigna radiata var. radiata (mung bean), 3623 nucleotides. RefSeq names its product nucleoside-triphosphatase-like. Gene Ontology annotation, cellular component: membrane. NCBI's taxonomy places the organism in Eukaryota, Viridiplantae, Streptophyta, Magnoliopsida, Fabales, Fabaceae. The record is from RefSeq and is a predicted model, not a curated record. Bases 1 to 864 code for a protein of 287 amino acids. The transcript is spliced from 6 exons. Gene Ontology annotation, molecular function: nucleoside diphosphate phosphatase activity. Gene Ontology annotation, biological process: nucleoside diphosphate catabolic process.